GGGCCUCAGGCUGCCUGCCGGCGCGGGCUCUUCCCCUCGGUCACUCCCUUCUCCGAGUUGGGGGCUGAGCGGCAUCCGCGGCCAAGGCCAGACUGGCGUCACGGCUUGUGAGGUUCGGCCUCCAGCGCUGCGGGGCCAUGUCCGGGGCCGGGACCGCCGUGUGAGGCCGCGGCGCGGGGCGGCUGGUCCGGGCCAGGUCCGCUCAUGGUGCCGCCACGACGCCAUCGCGGGGCAGGACGGCCAGGUGGGCUGAGUUCUUCGCUUCUAGAUAGACUGAGAGCUUCCAGGUUUGCAGGCACGGCUCUGGAGGAUCUCAGAGAGGCCUUCAGAACAAGAUUACAAAUGGUUUGUGUAUUUAUCAUGAAUCGAAUGAAUUCCCAAAACAGUGGAUUCAGUCAGCGCAGGCGGAUGGCUCUCGGGAUUGUUAUUCUCCUGCUUGUAGAUGUGAUAUGGGUGGCCUCCUCAGAACUCACUUCGUAUGUUUUUACUCAGUACAACAAACCAUUCUUCAGCACCUUUGCAAAAACAUCAAUGUUCGUUCUCUACCUUUUGGGCUUUGUUAUUUGGAAGCCAUGGAGGCAACAGUGUACAAGAGGAUUUCGAGGAAAGCAUGCUGCAUUUUUCACAGAUGCUGAAGGUUACUUUGCUGCUUGCACAACAGAUGCUACUGUGAAUAGUUCCUUGAGUGAACCCCUGUAUGUUCCUGUGAAAUUUCAUGAUCUUCCUAGUGAAAAGCCUACGAGCACACACGUCGGUACAGAAAAAAAUCCCAAGAAGUCUCGUGUAAGGUUCAGUAAUAUCAUGGAGAUCCGGCAGCUUCCAUCGAGCCACGCGUUAGAAGCGAAGUUGUCUCGUAUGUCAUAUCCCACUGUGAAAGAACAAGAAUCCAUAUUGAAAACUGUGGGGAAGCUCACUGCAACCCAAGUAGCAAAAAUUAGCUUUUUCUUUUGCUUUGUGUGGUUUUUGGCAAAUUUGUCAUAUCAAGAAGCACUUUCAGACACACAGGUUGCUAUAGUUAAUAUUUUGUCUUCAACUUCUGGACUCUUUACCUUAAUCCUUGCAGCAGUGUUUCCAAGUAACAGUGGAGAUAGAUUUACCCUAUCUAAACUGUUAGCAGUCAUUUUAAGCAUUGGGGGCGUGGUGCUGGUAAACCUGUCAGGGUCUGAAAAAUCUACAGGAAGAGACACAAUAGGUUCCAUAUGGUCCCUUGCUGGAGCCAUGCUCUAUGCUGUCUAUAUUGUUAUGAUUAAGAGAAAAGUAGACAGAGAAGAUAAAUUGGAUAUUCCUAUGUUCUUUGGUUUUGUAGGUCUGUUUAAUCUGUUGCUCUUAUGGCCAGGGUUCUUUUUACUUCACUAUACUGGGUUUGAGGACUUCGAGUUUCCCAACAAAAUAGUAUUAAUGUGCAUUAUCAUUAAUGGCCUUGUUGGAACAGUUCUCUCAGAAUUCCUGUGGUUGUGGGGCUGCUUUCUUACCUCAUCCUUGAUUGGCACACUUGCACUAAGCCUUACAAUACCUCUCUCCAUAAUCGCUGACAUGUGUAUGCAGAAGGUGCAGUUUUCUUGGUUAUUUUUUGCAGGCGCGAUCCCUGUGUUUUUCUCAUUUUUUAUUGUAACUCUCCUAUGCCAUUAUAAUAAUUGGGACCCUGUGAUGGUUGGAGUAAGAAGAAUUUUUGCCUUUAUAUGCAGAAAACAUAGAAUUCAGAGAGUUCCAGAAGACAGUGAACAGUGUGAGAGUCUCAUCCCUAUGCAUGGUGUUUCUCAGGAGGAUGGAGCUAGCUAGCUGCUAUGGUCCAUACACAGGUUUGUAGUUUGAUGAUGGAGCAUUAUACAACGCAGAGACAAUCUGGAGAGUUUUUGUAGAAAAAAUGGUUCAGUGCCUAGUCUGAAAAAUAACAGUUUCAGUUCGUUGAAACUCUAAAACAUAUUUUCCUCAUGUCAGUUUUCUUCAUUUUCAUAAUGAAGUAUUUUCUACGUUGUUGUGCACACAUCACUCCAAUUACAUGAUUUUCCAGUUCUCAGUCCCUUGCCAGGGCUGGUCUGCCUUACAUAUCUCAAGGAAUUCACCUGGUAACAUCACUCAAGAAAUCAAGGAAUGCAAUUCUAGUGUUCUGUUGAUGUUAUCUUCACAUACUUGUUUAAUGCUGGGCUAUAGUGUUUUUAAGAAAGCAUGUAAGUGUGUAGAUCCAUAUUUCUGACAGGUAAUAUGCCUGUAAUUGGUACAGAUUAUAUGUUUGAGUUUUAUUGACUAUGGCAAAAACCAACUAUACAAAAAGAGUUUGUGUAUAUUACAAGUAUGUCCAUGCACAUUGGAGGAACUUUAAAGUGAAUAACUAAGAAAGAGUUCUGGUAUACUCACACUACAUACACUGUAUUAUCUUUUCAUAGCUUUAGGUGCCUUGUAUCUUACAAAUGUGACAAACCUUAGCAGAUUUUUAAAGGGGAAAUAUUGUCAAAUGAAAAACUGCAUAUCCCUAAAGGGUGUAUGGCUGUAAAUUUAAUUGAUAAAGCUCUGUUUAAUUUAGAGUUUUAAAAAAAAUUAUUCUCUCUUCAAUUAAGCAAUUUUCAUAAUGGAAUGAUUUAAAUUGAAGUGAUAAAGAGUAUUAUUAAAAUAAAAUGUUUGUAUAUGUAUUUGUGUAUUAAAGAUAUGUAUCAGUUUUGCAUUUUUUUCCACAUAUAAAUCUGUCAAAUUACCCUUGAACUGGAUGCUUUAUCUUUAAAUUAUGUUAGUUUUGCUGCUAAGUAAACUUUAAUACUUACAGUAUCUGAAAGAAAGGCAAGGAAAGAUUCUGCCCCCAAAAUUACAUUUUAAGUUUUCCAAUGUCAAGAUUAAAUUAUAUAUGAAAUAUUUUUAAUUCUAA
Molecule: messenger RNA, 2857 nt
Organism: Jaculus jaculus (lesser Egyptian jerboa)
Lineage: Eukaryota; Metazoa; Chordata; Mammalia; Rodentia; Dipodidae
Gene: Slc35f5
Product: solute carrier family 35 member F5
Exons: 16
Coding region: 205-1779 (524 amino acids)
Biological process (GO): regulation of peptide transport
Cellular component (GO): membrane
Source: RefSeq, a predicted model, not a curated record